CAUGGUCGCUGCAGCAGUUGUUGCUUAUGUAGAUGUCAGCCUCCUCACAUCUGAGUCUGAAUCAAAAGCUAUUUAAAAAACGUCCACGUCAGCUCGCUGAGGGAUACACGUUUUGGAUGAACGCAGAGGAACAGCAUGCGGGGCGCAAAUCAGCACCGACCGAUGAUAUAAACAUGUGACCGCUGUGCUGUCGCUCACUUUCAGCUACUACACCUGCCGGGAUUCACACACAGCGGAGGUCUCUCCUCGUAUCUUUAUGUGACGGUGAGGAGCUGCUGCCGGGAGAGGAGGAUGGACACCACGGACCAAAGUGCUCAGAUAAAGCCGCUGCUGCUGCCAACGGUAACGAGUCCUGCUCUCCAGGGACAAAGAUUUAUUCAAGUCAACUCCCCCUUUGGCUCAUCUUCUGGGCGUGGAAGUUUGAGGAAUGAUGAUGAGGCAGUGGUGGACAGAGGAGGAACGCGAUCCCAACAGGGAACCAACCUGGAGCAGGAAGAUGUAGAAGGCCACCGGACUCUCUACAUAGGGGUCCACGUCCCUCUGGGCAGUACCAGGCACCGCAGCCAUCGCAGGCAUCGUCACCAUGGAAACAAACUCAAGAAGAGGAGCAGGGACCGGGCCCUCACCUUAGUGGAGGGCAGAGAGUCUCCUGUUUAUGACACUCCUUCCCAGAGAGUGCAGUUCCUUCUGGGCACUGAGGAUGACGACGAGGAGCACAUUCCUCACGACCUCUUCACAGAGAUGGACGAGAUCUGUGCGAGGGAUGGAGAGGACUCCGAGUGGAGGGAAAGUGCCCGGUGGCUGAAGUUUGAGGAGGAUGUGGAGGACGGGGGAGAGCGAUGGAGUAAACCCUACGUAGCCACUCUGUCUCUACACAGCCUGUUUGAGCUGCGAAGCUGCAUCAUCAACAGCACCGUGCUGCUCGACAUGAGGGCUAAUUGCAUUGAAGAGAUCGCAGACAUGGUUUUGGACCAGCAGGAGUUGUACUCACCGCUGGGAGAGGAGCUCAGAAAGAAAGUGCGUGAAACACUGCUGAAGCGGCACCAUCACCAGAACCAGAAGAAGCUGGCCAAUCGCCUACCGAUUGUACGCUCCUUUGCUGACAUGGGUCGACGGUCAUCCGACCUCCACCUCGACAAGAACGGUCAGCUGACAUCCUCCCAGUCUCACUUAGAUGGGAAAGGGGACAUCAGUAGAGAGAACAGCUCUGUUGACUUCAGCAAGAUAGACCUUCACUUCAUGAAGAAGAUCCCACCAGGGGCCGAGGCGUGUAACGUGUUAGUGGGAGAGCUGGAGUUUCUUACCAAGCCGGUGGUGGCUUUUGUCCGUCUUUCACCUGCCGUCUUGCUCAGUGGGGUGGCUGAAGUCCCCAUCACCACAAGGUUUCUGUUCAUUCUCUUAGGGCCAUUGGGUAGAGGGCUUCAGUAUCAUGAGAUUGGAAGAUCCAUUGCAACCCUUAUGACUGAUGAGGUUUUCCAUGAUGUCGCCUAUAAAGCUAAAGACCGUAAUGAUCUAAUCGCUGGGAUUGACGAAUUCCUCGACCAAGUGACAGUCCUGCCUCCAGGAGAGUGGGAUCCAUCCAUACGGAUAGAGCCCCCGAAAAAUGUACCUUCUCAGGAGAAGAGGAAGAAAAGUAACAUCUUACCAAACGGAAUGGUAGAGGGUGAAGAGGAAGAUGAGGACAGUGGCCAUGGGGGUCCAGAGCUGCAGCGUACUGGAAGGUGGUUUGGUGGCCUUUUUCUGGAUAUCAAGCGCAAGACACCCCACUACCUGUCUGACUACACUGAUGCUUUUAGUUUACAGUGUGUGGCCUCUUUCCUGUUCCUCUACUGUGCCUGCAUGUCCCCUGUCAUCACCUUUGGAGGACUACUGGGCGAGGCAACAGAAGGACGCAUAAGUGCAAUUGAGUCACUGUUUGGAGCCUCGCUGACUGGAAUCGCCUACUCUCUGUUUGCCGGGCAGCCCCUCACCAUUCUGGGCAGCACAGGGCCGGUGCUCGUGUUUGAAAAGAUAUUGUUCAAAUUCUGCAAGGAGUAUGGCUUGUCCUAUUUGUCCCUGAGAAGCUGCAUUGGUCUGUGGACAGCUUUCCUCUGUAUCCUACUGGUGGCUACGGACGCAAGUUCCCUUGUUUGCUACAUCACGCGUUUCACAGAGGAAGCGUUCGCCUCACUAAUCUGCAUCAUUUUCAUCUACGAGGCCUUGGAGAAACUCAUGCACCUGGGCGAGCACUAUCCCUUCAACAAGAACAACAACCUGGACAAGCUCACCACCUACUCAUGUUCAUGUGUUGAGCCCUCUGAUCCUGGCAAUGGUACCCUGAAGUAUUGGGAAAUCAAUAACGUCACUGCGUCAGAAAUCUACUGGGAAGCCCUGGAGGUCAAGGAUUGUAUUGAAAAGCGAGGGGAGUUUGUGGGCAGUGCCUGCGGCCCUCAUGGACCCUACGUUCCUGAUGUCCUUUUCUGGUGUGUCAUUCUUUUCUUUUCCACCGUCUUCAUGUCCGCCUUCCUCAAGGAGUUUAAAUUCAGCAACUACUUCCCCACAAAGGUGAGGUCCAUCAUUAGCGACUUUGCUGUUUUCUUCACCAUCCUCACCAUGGUCUUAGUCGACUAUGCCUUAGGAAUUCCUUCUCCAAAACUCCAGGUUCCCAGUGUGUUUAAACCAACCAGAGAUGAUCGAGGUUGGUUCAUUAACCCACUGGGGCCUAACCCCUGGUGGACUGCAGUCAUUACGGUGUUCCCUGCUCUGCUUUGCACCAUCCUCAUCUUCAUGGACCAGCAGAUCACAGCGGUCAUCAUCAACAGGAAGGAGCACAAACUGAAGAAAGGCUGUGGGUACCACCUGGAUCUGUUCAUGGUGGGGGUGAUGCUGGGUGUGUGUUCCUUGAUGGGCUUGCCCUGGUUCGUAGCGGCCACUGUCCUCUCCAUCUCACACGUCAACAGUCUGAAGCUGGAAUCCGAGUGCUCGGCUCCCGGGGAGCAGCCAAAGUUCCUCGGCAUCAGGGAGCAACGCUUCACCGGCCUCAUGAUCUUCAUGCUGAUGGGCUGCUCUGUCUUCAUGACAUCCAUGCUUAAGUUUAUUCCUAUGCCUGUGUUGUAUGGAGUAUUCCUUUACAUGGGAGCAUCUUCUCUCAGAGGCAUUCAGUUCUUUGACCGUCUGACGCUGUUUGGGAUGCCUGGUAAGCACCAGCCAGACUUUGUCUACCUGCGACACGUUCCCCUGAGGAAGGUGCACCUCUUCACCAUCAUCCAGCUCACCUGCUUGAUCCUGCUCUGGGUCAUCAAGACCUCAAAGGCGGCCAUUGUGUUCCCAAUGAUGGUGUUGGCUCUGGUGUUUAUCAGGAAGCUGAUGGACUGUUUCUUCACCAAGAGAGAGUUAAGCUGGCUGGACGACCUCAUGCCAGAGAGCAAGAAGAAGAAGCUUGAGGAUGCCGAUGAGGAAGAGGAGCAGAGUAUACUGGCGGAGGAUGAAGCAGUAGUGCAAGUGCCAUUAGAAGGGUACAAAGGAAUACCCGUCAUCAAUAUAACUGAUGAAAUGUCAAAAGGUUCUUUUGGAAAUACGUGGAAUGAAAACAGCUAGGACAUUUUGAGUCCCAAAAAAUUACGUUUGCCACCAAGUUCCCAGUAUUUCACAACACUGGUGUUGAAGAUGAGAAAUGUGGGAUGAAGAGGACUGAGUGUUGUGCGUCUUUGUCACUGUCCCUUCUGUGUGGUCAUAAAUCGAUCUCAUCCUCCCCCUUCAGUCAUGUAAAGCUUCUCUGGCUUUUCUAAUAACUAGUAUGUUAUCUAAUGUGUCACAAAUAUUCUCUUGUCUCUUCAUGAACCAGUGAACCCACUUUUUUCUCUUGUGUUGUUAAUGUCGAUUUGUACUUCAUAAUAUCUAAACUUUAUAUAUUCAAUGACUGUAAACUACAAUAAUGUAAGGUCGUACUUACUGAGAGAUUGUUUUCAAGGUUUUUGUUUAGGGUCUAUUUGUAUUUAUUAUACUUUUUAUUCUGAAAUACCUGAAAAUCACAUCCCUGGAUUCAUGUCUAUGUAUUCACUGAUUCCUUAUAGCUCUCGAUUGUGUAACUUAUUUAUAGACUAGAUUAAUGUGAAAUGUUUUAUGAACAUCUGGUUAAGAUUAAGAAAGCCUUC
This is a messenger RNA of Labrus mixtus (cuckoo wrasse), 4133 nucleotides long. It is a transcript of the gene slc4a10b, whose product is annotated as solute carrier family 4 member 10b. Gene Ontology annotation, cellular component: plasma membrane; basolateral plasma membrane. Gene Ontology annotation, molecular function: solute:inorganic anion antiporter activity; sodium:bicarbonate symporter activity; monoatomic anion transmembrane transporter activity. Lineage: Eukaryota; Metazoa; Chordata; Actinopteri; Labriformes; Labridae. Bases 292 to 3576 code for a protein of 1094 amino acids. Gene Ontology annotation, biological process: bicarbonate transport; regulation of intracellular pH; transmembrane transport. The transcript is spliced from 26 exons. The record is from RefSeq and is a predicted model, not a curated record.